AUGUCAGCCGACGACGACUCAUUCCGAAUCGAACUUCGGAACAUAAAGGUUCUAGAAGGACCAUCUCUAGAACUCGACAUCGAUAACUUGCCCGAUACCCCUCAAGAUGCCUUCAAAUCCUGGUUCCAUGAAGCAGUCAAGGCCGGCGUGCGCGAGCCACACGCCAUGACCGUUUCCACGGUCGACAAAGAAGGAUAUCCCGAUGCGCGCGUUUUGAUUCUCAAGAAUGUUGAUUCACGUGGCUGGCAUUUCGCGGUGAAUGCCGAUAGUCCUAAGGGCAAGCAGCUGGCGAAUAACGGCCGUGCUGCGUUAACGUUCUACUGGCCUCAUCUGGCUCGUCAGGUUCGAUUGAAGGGAAAGGCAUUUACUCUUCCCGAAAAAGAGAAUGCCCAGGAUUUCAGAGAUAGACCGCUUGCAUCGAGGAUCAGUGCUGUGGCGUCCAAGCAGAGUGAAAUUCUGCCUGAUCGCAAGGCUUUGAGUCAAAGUCUUGCAGAGACCGAGGCCAUCAUGGCCAAAGAUCCUUUCGCCGGCGUGAAGAAGUGGGUAGUCUACGCAGUGGUGCCUGAUUCAGUUGAAUUCUGGCAGGGUGAUUCGAGCCGUUUGCAUAAGCGCGUACAAUUUGUGCGCAACCAGAACGAGACGAGCUGGAAAAAGAACAUGCUCUGGCCUUGA
Molecule: messenger RNA, 672 nt
Organism: Penicillium argentinense
Lineage: Eukaryota; Fungi; Ascomycota; Eurotiomycetes; Eurotiales; Aspergillaceae
Product: pyridoxine/pyridoxamine 5'-phosphate oxidase
Exons: 1
Coding region: 1-672 (223 amino acids)
Biological process (GO): pyridoxine biosynthetic process
Molecular function (GO): FMN binding; pyridoxamine phosphate oxidase activity
Source: RefSeq, a predicted model, not a curated record